Messenger RNA from Cucumis melo (muskmelon), 1463 nucleotides. Its product is annotated as aromatic aminotransferase ISS1-like. The record is from RefSeq and is a predicted model, not a curated record. Gene Ontology annotation, biological process: biosynthetic process. Lineage: Eukaryota; Viridiplantae; Streptophyta; Magnoliopsida; Cucurbitales; Cucurbitaceae. The transcript has 6 exons. Gene Ontology annotation, molecular function: pyridoxal phosphate binding. The coding region runs from base 993 to 1229 and encodes 78 amino acids.
UAAAACUCAUUUGCUCUUCCUAUUUCUCGAUUUCUUCUCAGCCCUUCGUUCACUCUCUCACGCCUUUCUUCCCUCUCUUCUCAAUCUCACUUUAGGGUUUAGGGUUGAAUCACCGCUCUAUUUUCUCUUCUUCUUCGAUAGUUCUGUCACUUGUAAUCGAAGAACUCUGGUACCGGUUCUCGUUAAACGACGAAUGAUUUGGUGUAAAUCUACACCUUGUCGGAAUGAGAGCAUUUUUUGGCGACGAUGGCAUGGAAGACGACGCAUAAACCACAUCUCUAUCUCUUCCGUCGUUGUCCUUUUCAUCUUUCUCUGAAUCUUCCGCUUCAUUUCCGACAUGAGAUUCAGAGAUCCAUCUAAUUUCACAUUUUCCUCGGAAGAGCAUCGCUGACCUAAAGUUUAAUUUGAUUCAGAGUAGUUGAAAUGUAAGUACAGUGAUGUAAAAUGAGGGAAGACGGUGACGUAUGUGAAAUUCGUGGAUGGAGGGACGGUGGUGUCGGCGAGCACAGACGGGAGUUUAAAGAUGUGGAAGACGGAGGAGGGCGGGGGUGCACGUGUGGUGCGCACGUACGAGGGGCACGUGAACGGGAGGAGCUUUGUGGGGUUGUCAGUGUGGAGGAAGGGGGGCUUAAUCGGGUGUGGAUCGGAGGACAAGAGAGUGUUUGUGUACGAUAAGAGGUGGGGAGAGCCAAUAUGGGUAAAGGAAUUUGAUGGGGGGAUGGGGUCGGGUUAUGGGUUGGUCAGUAGUGUGUGUUGGAGGCAAGUGGGAGAGCAAGAAUGCACCUUGGUAGCUGGCGGGUCGGAUGGCGUUUUGCAAGUUUUUGUCGGACACAAGAAGAGAAAGAAGAAUGUAAGGUGCAAAAGAAGUUGGCAUCAAUGGCCUCCAUUUCAAAAGUGCAGAUUUACUAUUAAAGGAUCUCUGUCUUCUAGGACUUGAUAUUUCACCUGAUACAAGCUCGCCUUAAAUCAACAUCUAUAUAUAUCUGCAGAACAUGUUCGGCAAGUUGAAUGAGGAAAAUAAACUGUACAAGUCCUCUGUGAUGGUUACAGCCGGUGCAAAUCAGGCAUUUGUUAACCUUGUUCUUACAUUGUGUGAUGCUGGGGAUUCUGUGGUUAUGUUUGCUCCGUAUUACUUCAAUGCCUACAUGUCUUUUCAAAUGACUGGUGUCACUAAUAUAUUGGUUGGUCCCGGUGACCCAAAAACACUUCAUCCUGAUCCAGAUAAUUGAAGUGAUAUCGGGUUGAAAGCUAAGCGAUUGUGUAGAAAUGGUCAAGCGACCGUUGAAAAUUGAAGACUGAGAAGGCAUUUAGGAUUUUUAAUUAUUUAAUUCUUGUAUUAGAAUUUUUUUUCAUGUACUGUUGUAGAAAUGUAUAUAUAAACAUAAUAUUAAUAUUUUAUUUUGUGUAUUCAAAUGUAAAAGACAAAUGUUAUAGUUUCUAACAUAAUAUGAAUUUCAUUGAUU